AUGGACGACUUUGACAUAAGUUCAGGCGCUUCAACCACUACAGCAACAGCGACAACAACAGCAGACGAGAGAAGGAUCCUUACUGGAAAACCUUUCGCAGAAGGCAACACUCUUUCCCUCUCCUCAACCUCGUCAUUACACAGUACCAAAACCGCCAAGUUCCAUACAUCAAAACCUCCCAAGGCUCACAAACCUGCUCGCAGCCAUAACGGCAUGGAGGACGUCUUUUCUCACGAUCAAGUCCAGGGUUGGUCCGAAGUGCGCAUCAAGACAUGGGAGCAUCGUAGGACCAACGUUGAGGGCUUCUACUACCGCUUCGUGGAUCCAACUGAAGGGCAGCAAAAUGGGCCGUGGAGCUCAAAGUCCAUACGGGAGUUCAUGGAAAGAUUGGAGGAAUGGAAAGCCAGAGGAAUUCGUGUAGGGACUUCCUGGGGUGUUUUCAGCAUGGGUGUCAGUAAUAAGGCAGGAUACCAGUGCAGUUCAUAUUACCGGAAGCUUUUGGAGAGCAAAAAACUGACGGACCCAGCUUACGCUUGGGAGGGAGGUAAGCUCGUUAUGGUUAAUAAAUCGAGUGGAGGCGAAAUGGCUGUCAGUGGAUUGAGCGAGCGAUGGGAUACUGAAGAGGUCAAAGAGAUUGAGGCGAAUGUAAACCGCUGGAUCAAAGAGUAUCAUAGUUAUGCUGGGUAA
Messenger RNA from Gamsiella multidivaricata, 687 nucleotides. RefSeq lists its product as uncharacterized. The coding region runs from base 1 to 687 and encodes 228 amino acids. The record is from RefSeq and is a predicted model, not a curated record. The transcript has 2 exons. NCBI's taxonomy places the organism in Eukaryota, Fungi, Mortierellomycota, Mortierellomycetes, Mortierellales, Mortierellaceae.